CUAUUUGCCUCAUCUCACCGGUGGUAAUCUUCUGCAUUCCAUUUCUCAGUACUGUCCAAAAUUUCCAAUCACCAGUUGUCUUAAAUUGACAAGACUAUCCCUACAACUUACAUGGAAAGACAGGAUUGCCUUCCGGUACAACGCUGCUAUGCAUUGGGCAUUACUGUGGAAGAAACCUGAUCUGCCGUAUCAAAAAAAUCUCAAUAGCUUUUGGCCCCAUUCUGAAUAACUGACUCUCACAGCCUCGGUUUUACUGCCAUUAUUCUCGCUUCCCAAUAAUUGUCACUCUCUCUCUCUCUCUCUCUCUCACUUCAAUCGCCUGUGAUUGCUUUGCAUUCAACAACUCUUAUCUGUAAGAAUACUCCGUCGUUCUGUGCGUGUAUAAAUAGUGCUUGAUCUUCCAUUGAAGGUUGGGAGUAAUUUAUUGAUGUUAAUUUCUUGCUUUGGAGUUCCUGAACACACACACAUCAAAUAUAUAUAUAUAUAUAUAUAUAUAUUGAUAUAAUAGUCUUUCGGGUCUCUUUCAUUCUUUGUAAUUUUCACGAAAGCUCCUAGUUUUUUUCUUUAUUUGUAGUGUAAGUUAAGAGAAUUUCGAGUUGGGGGUUUUGGGCCCUGAUGCAGAUACUGGGUCGUUUUUGCUUGUUGAUUACCGUUUGCUCAGUUCUGGAGUUGUACAGGAGAUUUCUGCAGAUUUUUCUUGGGUUUUUGUCCAUGGAGUUUCCUUCAAGCCUGAAGUUUCUGACACAGAGCAAUGAGUUUGGAUGUGGGUUUUUGUUGUUUGGAUAUUUCUCACGGUUUUUUAGCUUGCUGGGUCUGUUUCUGAUGUUUGGUCUGGGAUUGAAGGUUUUGCAAGUUAGUUGGUUUUCUAGAGGUGUGAAUUUGUUGCAAAUUUUAUACUAUUUUAGAGGCAAAGCCGGUAGAUUGGGAAUUGGGUUUGGUUCAAAAUGUGGUUUUGGUCAAGUAUGUUAUCCAAAGGAAGUGUCUUGCAAUUGUGGUGCAUCGGAAUUCUUGGUGAACUCACAGUCACCAAAUGCAGAUGGUUCAGUGGCCAAAAGAGAAGCUGAGUACAAUUCAAAUUUUGAUUCUGAUGAGGCAAAAGAUGUAUUAAAAAAGAAUGAUGAUGAUGACGACGACGAAAAGGACUGCCACAGUGAGGAUGGAGAUGAUUUUGAUGCAAUGGAAUUGAGGAAAUUGGUGAAGAUAGAAAGGCAGAGAGCAAAAGAAGCUCAAACAGAGCUUGAGAAAGAAAGAAUGGCAGCUGCAACUGCGGCUGAGGAGGCAAUGGCAAUGAUUCUGCGCCUUCAAAACGAGAAAAGUUGUAUUGAAAUGCAAGCCAAUCAGUACCGUCGUAUGGCAGAGCACAAGCAGCAAUACGACGAAGCAUUAAUUCAAUCAUUGCAGUGGAUUGUGACAAAGCUCGAGUCAGAGAAAAGCCUUUUGGAAGAUCAACUGAAGUUUUGCAGGCAAAAACUGAAGCCUUAUGGAGAUGAAAUUGAUCAAACUGAACAAGCUAUAUUGACUGAUCACUCCCAUUGUUCCAAUAUGCAAUAAGAAAGGCAGUGAAAGAACAAUUGUUUGCCAUAUCAUUGUAAACAAUACAUACUCAAAUUUUAUUCCAAGUUGUUUUUGGUAAUAUUUAUUUGCUUUCAAAAUUGUUUAUUGUUAAUGUUCAAUUUAAUUUGGAAAUAAUGAAAAUCUAAGGUUAAAAA
This is a messenger RNA of Ziziphus jujuba (common jujube), 1709 nucleotides long. Its product is annotated as protein FLOURY 1-like. NCBI's taxonomy places the organism in Eukaryota, Viridiplantae, Streptophyta, Magnoliopsida, Rosales, Rhamnaceae. The coding region runs from base 616 to 1551 and encodes 311 amino acids. The record is from RefSeq and is a predicted model, not a curated record. The transcript has a single exon.